UGGAAGUUGGCAGGUGGAGAGGCAGGUUGGGAGGGGAAGUCGGGGGAGGAGGCGGAAGAGUUGCUGUCGGAAGGGGGAGGAGGGAGGGAGGAAAAGAGGAGGAGGCGGUGGAGAUCUGAGCUGAGCCGAGCAUCGAGCCAAAGGGGAGAUGAGUUUGUCUGUCCUCGGCUGAGGCUCCGGCCGGGCCUAGGGAACUGGGAGCUCGGGUUGGAGCGACACCCGUGGAAGUGGGAGGAGGUGACUCUGGGACUUUAACCCCUUGUGGGCUCUGCGGCAGGGGAUUUAACCCUUUGUGGAUUCGGCCCCUCGGAGGCAGCGUCAUCGGGUAGUUUUAACCCCUUCGGGGCUGGGUUUAACCCGUUGGACUUAACCUCAUCUCCUUGCCCACCAACUCCUCGAUCGUGGGGGCGCUCUGCGGGGAGGCUUGAGGUCCACCCCUUUAGCACAUUACGUACUGUUACUGCUGCUGCACCCCCUGGACCCGCUAGCUGGCCGCGCUGUGGGCACUUAACCCUUUACUGACUUGAGCUCUCCCAAGUUGCAAUUGGAGUUUGUUUACAGAAGGACUGGCUAAAGGCGUCACUUCAGGAAUUACAGACCGAAGCGGACUCUGCUGGACAUUUUUUAAAAGAAAAAGAAAAACCUCUUUUUUCCUUAAGGACUUACAGCCAAAAUUUUUCAAACUUCGAGAAGAGGAUUCUAUUAGCCAUGGCCGAGCCACUCUUGUCAGAAUACCAGCACCAGCCUCAAACUAGCAACUGUACAGGUGCUGUUGCUGUUCACGAUGAGCGGAACCCCGAUCGCCCCCCUGGCGCGGAGGAGCGCGUGCCCGAGGAGGACAGUAGGUGGCAAUCGAGAGCGUCCCCCCAGUCGGGUGGCCGUCCGGGGCAGGAGGGGGAAGGGAGCUUGGGGCCGCAGCCACCACCCCUGCAGACCCCGGUCCGUCCAGAACCUAGCUGUCCGGAAGCAGGCAAGAAGGGCCAGAAUGGGGACGACUUGUCUGCUGGCGGAGCCUCCCCGCCGGCAGCUGGGGGGGAACCGAAGCCCGAGGCCGAGCCUCUCGCACAGCCAUGUCUUGAUUCCGAGGCCAACAAGUUGGGGGCUCCUGCUGCGGGGGGCGAGGAGGCGUGGGGACAGCAGCAGAGACAGCUGGGCAAGAAAAAACAUAGGAGACGCCCCUCCAAGAAGAAGCGGCAUUGGAAACCGUACUACAAGCUAACCUGGGAGGAGAAGAAAAAGUUCGACGAAAAACAGAGCCUGCGAGCUUCAAGGAUUCGAGCUGAGAUGUUCGCCAAGGGCCAGCCAGUAGCACCCUAUAACACCACGCAGUUCCUCAUGGAUGAUCACGACCAGGAAGAGCCGGAUCUCAAAACAGGUCUCUACCCCAAGCGGGCAGCUGCCAAAUCCGACGACACUAGCGAUGAGGACUUCAUGGAAGAAGCGGGCGAGGAGGAUGGGGGCAGCGACGGGAUGGGAGGAGACGGCAGCGAGUUUCUGCAGCGGGACUUCUCGGAGACCUAUGAGCGGUACCACGCGGAGAGUCUGCAGAACAUGAGCAAGCAGGAGCUCAUCAAAGAGUACCUGGAGCUGGAGAAGUGCCUCUCACGCAUGGAGGACGAGAAUAACCGGCUGCGGCUGGAAAGCAAGCGGCUGGGCGGCGACGACGCGCGCGUGCGGGAGCUGGAGCUGGAGCUGGACCGGCUGCGCGCCGAGAACCUCCAGCUGCUGACGGAGAACGAACUGCAUCGGCAGCAGGAGCGAGCGCCGCUGUCCAAGUUUGGAGACUAGACUGAAACUUUUGGGGGGGAGGGGGCAAAGGGGACUUUUUACAGUGAUGGAAUGUAACAUUAUACACAUGUGUAUAUAAGACAGUGGACCUUUUUAUGACACAUAAUCAGAAGAGAAAAUCCCCCCGGCUUUGGUUGGUUUGGUAAAUUUAGCUUUGAUGUAGCUUGCGUGCUUUUCUCCUGUUCUUUAAUUAUGUGAAUCUGAAGGGUUGCUUUUUUCUUUUUUAGAAGGUUUUUUUUUUUUUUAAUGUGUAAGUAACUUGACCAAGUUAUAAUGCAUUUUUUCUGUUAAAAAAAAUCCCCUCCUUAAAUGGAGUUAUAAGGUGGCCAAAUCUGAGAACCAUUAAAUUCAUUCUAGCUAUAAUAAAUUUAAUAUUUGUAAAUGUAACAUAGUUUCAGUGUGAUUUCUAGAGCUAAUUCAAAAUAGUGCUGAUUUAAGUGAUUGCAUUUGGGGGGUAGAGAAAUCCUUAAAUUUGUCAGUUUGCAAGAAAACAAUCUUUAAUGGGACAAUUUUCAAUUUGCUGAUUUUUCCCUUGGAUGAGUUUUAGUGUGCUAAAUAUACAGUUCGGGCAAAAUAUAAAGAUUAUCUUCAACACUUAAGUGUGCUUGCUUUCUAGUGCCUUGGUUUUCUUUUUCAAGCUGGAGAAACAAACCAGGGUUAGGUGUUUAUGGAGCGGAAAGUACGAUUAGAAGCUUAAAAUUUAAUUCUGCUUCUCAACAGCCAUUGGAAAGUCUAUUAACAAAAAUGUAAACCUAAUUUGGCAGUUUGUUAGGUUAGACAACUGACAGUCUCAUUUCAUUCCUACAAAUAGAUUUUACUGAUCCUUUCACCUCACCAAUAAGGCUGAAAGAAGUUCCUGGAUAAAUGAAAACAGCUCUUGGUAAACCCCUUGCUUUUUUAGUGCAAGCAAUGGUUGCAUAAACUUGUGUGGCAGUUCUUUGUUAAGACGCUUACAGGUAGGGAAUAUUGGAUUUAUAGAGGAAAUAGUUGUUUGGGGCAUUCCAAGGACUUACCCUAAUUACUUUAUACUUAGGUGCUCCCUAUACUAAAAAAAGGAAUGGGAGCUGUCCACCUUUUGAGGGUCAAACCAAAAUUAGAAAUUCCCCCUCACUGCAAAUCAAAUGUAAAGCUUCUGGUUGAGGAGCUAAAUUAAGUCCUUAUGGAUUGAGUGGGAACCCUGCACAUCCAGCCCCCAUACAGCCCCUGGUCUCAAUCUAAUAGCUGCUUUAGGCCGGGGAGUAGUUCUGUUGUUGAAAAUGCAGGGAGGCUCUGGGAAUCAAUUUCUGCCCCCAAAUCAAAAUAGUAACAAGUUAUGUUUGUUGGCAGACAAUCUGUCCUUUGCUGUUCUGCCUACCACUCCCUUGUGUAUUUAAUAAACUUCUGUCUCCUUAAAAUUA
Molecule: messenger RNA, 3185 nt
Organism: Canis lupus familiaris (dog)
Lineage: Eukaryota; Metazoa; Chordata; Mammalia; Carnivora; Canidae
Gene: HEXIM1
Product: HEXIM P-TEFb complex subunit 1
Exons: 1
Coding region: 709-1788 (359 amino acids)
Biological process (GO): negative regulation of cyclin-dependent protein serine/threonine kinase activity; negative regulation of transcription by RNA polymerase II
Cellular component (GO): nucleoplasm; cytoplasm; nucleus
Molecular function (GO): cyclin-dependent protein serine/threonine kinase inhibitor activity; 7SK snRNA binding
Source: RefSeq, a predicted model, not a curated record